Messenger RNA from Lichtheimia ornata, 1110 nucleotides. RefSeq lists its product as uncharacterized. The record is from RefSeq and is a predicted model, not a curated record. Lineage: Eukaryota; Fungi; Mucoromycota; Mucoromycetes; Mucorales; Lichtheimiaceae. The transcript has 7 exons. Bases 1 to 1110 code for a protein of 369 amino acids. Gene Ontology annotation, molecular function: oxidoreductase activity; FMN binding.
AUGAGUAAACCAGUAUGCCUCGAUGACUAUGAAGCCUAUGCACGCCAAAAGAUGGAAGCACCUCACUUUGGGUUCUUUUGCACUGGUGCCGAAGAUGAAGUGACUCUUCGCCGCAACAAAGAGGCCUACAACGAAUUGAUCAUCAGACCCCGUGUCAUGGUGAAUGUCAAGGACAUUGAUCUCUCAACCAGCAUCCUCGGUCAGCCUAUCAAGACCCCAAUUUGCAUUGCACCCACAUCAAAUCAUCGUCUUGCACAUCCAGAAGCCGAGAAGGCAACAGUAAGAGCAAGUGCAGCACACGGCACAUGUUUUUGUUUGUCAAGCUAUAGCAACUGUGGCAUGGAAACAGUGAUGAACGAAGCAACCAAAGUGGAUCCAAAUUCUUUGCAAUGGUUUCAGCUUUAUGUCGACCGGGACCGUAAAGUGACCGAACAAAUGGUGCGACGUUGUGAAAAGGCGGGUUUUAAAGCAAUCGUGUUAACGGUGGAUCUUCCCACUUUGGGACGUCGUUUGACUGAAGAACGCGCCGGCUUUAAGCUUCCCGACUUCAUCCGAUUUGGAAACUUUCAAGAUGAGCAUAGUGGUCGUGGUCCCAAUCGUCAUUUUGGAUAUGAUGUGGAUGCUUCUCUCAACUGGAAAGAUGUUGCAUGGCUCAAGAGCAUUACCAAAUUGCCAAUUGUCGUCAAGGGCGUGUUGCGUGGUGACGAUGCAGCACUCGCUGUAAAGCAUGGUGCACAAGGUAUUAUCGUAUCCAACCAUGGUGGUCGUCAAUUGGAUCAUAGCCCUGCCAGUAUUGAAGCGUUGCCUGAAAUUAUCGAAGCUGUACGAGGCACAUCCGUGGAGGUGUAUGUAGACGGUGGUAUUCGGCAUGGCAGUGAUGUGUUCAAGGCACUUGCUCUUGGUGCUCGUGCAGUGUUUCUUGGACGACCCAUUAUCUAUGGCCUUGCCUACAAUGGUGAGGAUGGUGUCAAACAAGUGCUUUCACAGAUCAACAAGGACCUUACGACAACAAUGACAUUGGCUGGAUGCACUUCCAUUGACAAAAUUACUCGUGACUAUGUUGCUCCUCGUAUUCCACUCUCUGUUCGUUUGUUGGCUGGAAAAUUAUAG